Camellia sinensis is the source of this 719-nucleotide messenger RNA. NCBI's taxonomy places the organism in Eukaryota, Viridiplantae, Streptophyta, Magnoliopsida, Ericales, Theaceae. The record is from RefSeq and is a predicted model, not a curated record.
GAUGGGCUUAUUCUCAAUCAACUUGUUUGUAUAUCCAGAGCUCUUUUGGACAAAAGGGUUAACUCACAUAAACCCCUCUCAAAAUAUAUAGAGGAUGGCAUGUUUGUCAAUGGAGGGUUUUGUGGGGAAUGGAGCUUUGAAGAGGGUGCUUCCAAAGCUGAUAGAAGAAGGUUGGGAUGAUGUACCCACCUUGAAGCUUAUGAAACCAGAGGAUAUGGAUGCAAUCAACAUGACUCAACAACAAAAGGAUGCACUGGAAAUGAGGUCAUACCUCCAUGAGUGUACUCUAAUUCAAUAUGGAGAUAAGCUUGAGUCCUCGGGAAAAUGUCUUUCCAAGCUUCUUGGGUUAAGCAUGGAUGAAAUUUCUUCUCAGUUUGGUAUGAAGAGAGGCCACAUCGCCCGUUUCAUGGAAAAAAGAACGGCUAAUUCUUCUGCACCAGAUCCUUUGCAACAGCCACCACAUGGUCACACUUGAGGCAAAAAGACCAACAAAUCUUCUAGAAAUGAUAGCAUUCACAUUUCUGUCAAAACGUAGAAAAAUAUAAUUAUAUGUUUAUAGCUAAGGGGAAAAGAAAUGUUGCAAUGCACCUUAGAGCAUCUCCAACGCUACACUUCUUUUUUCAUCAAAUCUGUCGAAAAAAAUGACGAUUUUUUCAAUUUGAUACGAGGCGCUCCAACGGUGAGCAUCAAAGCAGAUUUGGGGAGGUGGUCGACCGGGU